CUGUUGAAAAAUGUCUCACUACAAACUGAAGAGGUGGUUUUGAUGGCAUUAUUUGUCACCAGCCUUUAAAAGGGCGUCUAAAAACAGCUUGGUGGGCAUUUCUCUUUAUUAACCGGAGCUCCACGUUGUAUAAAAUGUCGUUUGUGAGAGUGGGGCGUCCACAGCAGCACACCAAAGGGAAAAGGCCUGUUCGCCCCAAGAAGGCAGCAGCUCAAAGAAGAGAGUGGGUGAGCACUGUCAACGACCUCUCUGUGCACAAGCUGACACCUGCGGAGCUGAGUCAUCGGCAUGAGAUCCACAAGUCUCACAACAAAGCAGCAGCUCAGUGGGAGCUGAAAGAGAAAGCCCUGAAACGACGUCUCAUGCACGCAGGGAGCCCUGCACCCCUGGACCAGGCCAGUCUCAGCAUCAUCAGGGAGGUUUUCUCUGAUCAGCUGCUGCUGCAGGAUGUGUUGGCCCGUUCUGACAAAGCCCUGGCUGUGGUCAAAGACCUGUUUGGAGAUGCUCCACGCAGGCACACCGGACACCCCAGAGUGACUGUGGCUCCAAACUGUGACUCUGACUCAGAACUGCCUGUUCUUCAAAGACCAGAUCGUCCAACUCAUCUGUCUCUCCUCAGCCAGUCAAUGAUGGAUCAAGAGGCUCUUAAUGAACUGGAAGCGUCAAAGGACUACCACACAGAUGAUGAUGCCCGUCCUUCCACCAGUUCAGAGUAUCGUGUAAUCCGAAGGGUCAAUGUACAAAAAAUGAAGGCGCAGCCUCGGGCUAGGGUGUCACAGCAACACAAAGGUCAUCAUCACAGCCGUCACCAUGGAGACAAGGAUAAUAGUCCCGUGACACCCUGUACAUCAGACAGGGCACCAGCUCAGACAGCUCUCAAUGCCACCGUGGCUGUUCAGCGUGUUCGGUCCAGACAGAGUCAGUCGGAGGACGCCAGAGAGGAAACAUCAGUCCUGGUUUCUCAGGUUCUAAAUUCUGAUCCGCCUCAGAGCAAGUCAGACAGGAUCGGUAGUCACACCAGCAGAGGCAGGAAGUGUGUUUCCCAGGGUUCAGAGCUGGACGGCUCCUCUGUUGCCUCUCUCAGCGGGGAUCAGUCCAGUCUGGGCCUGCUGCAGGCCAUGUUGGGUCAGGUGGAGUCGGAUUUGGACGCACUGAGCCCUGAUACAGCACCAACAUCUGCACAGAGUCCCAAAAAGCACAGAACACAAAGCCUUACUGGAUUUUCUGUGGCCUUGGUCUCUACACUGGGACAUUUGGUGCACAUCCUUAAAAAGAGGGAAGAUGAAGCUCAGCAGGAGGCACAGGAGAGGAGAAAACUGGAGGAGGAGCUGAAAGAGCAGCAGAGGCUCAUUGAUGCUCUCACUGCUGAAACCAUGACUCUGAGAGAGGAGGCUACAGCCCUGCAGGCAGGGUUACAGCAGCGGACGGCAGAGCUGGAGCGGAAGUUGGACGCAGUGGUGUUGGCGAUGGGAGGGCUCGGACUGCUGAGUGAACACAGUGGCCAAACCCCACACUCUGAGGUUAAAGUUGCAGGCUGUCAGUCUGCGACGGGUGCUGAGCAAGUACCUGUUUCUUCUGCUGUCCUCCUCUCACCACCUCAACAGCGGGACCACUUUCAGCAUGUUCCUGCAACUUAUCCUGUGAAACCGCACCAGCAGCUUCCUGCUGUGGAUCUCCUGCGCUCCUAUGGGGACCUCCGCGCUCACAUCUCAGACUCUAGUCUCAGCAGUCUGCCCCUAGUUCAGCUUCCCUCUGCUUCCUCGCUAUUGCUGACCUCUGACCCUCUUCGCUCACAGAGGUCUCUGGGCACAGUGCUAGCUGAGAUUGCUCAGCUGAGCAGAGAGACCGAUCUUAUCAGGGCUCAACUCAGCCAGGAAAAGGGCCUCGGGUCAGGGGUCAGAGAAUCGCUUGACAGUGGCAAUGAGAGAAGAGGGUCGAGCUGCAGCAGCACCGGGAGUGUAACACCUCAGAGCGCUGCAGAGAGCAGGAUGUCUGGGUCCAGCUGUAAAGAGAGGCGGAGCCAGCAUGUGUGGACUCCUGAAGAACAACAGCUGACUCAACAGGCAACAUCACCCAACACUUUCAGUGCAAACAGCGUGGAGCAACGCCUCCUGGAGCUGAACAGGCAGAGCGCUGCAGCCCGAGGUCGACUGCUGGAAAUAAUCGAGCAACAGAAGCAAAGUGUUUCAGCCAGAGUCUCUCCCUCUGUCUCCCCGAUCCCGGCUUCUGCCUUCAGCCCGAAUCCAGAAUCCACGGAACGCCUGGAGGCAUCAGAGCUGCUGCCUGAGUGGGAGCUCCGGUCACACAGUGGUGGCGGUGAGGGUGAGAGGAGGUUUGCUGGCUCUGAUGCAUCUUCUCACAGUUUUGGAAGAGAAACUAGGGAUGGCAAAACACAGAUGGACAAGGAGAGAGCUCGAGAAGGCUGGUUUGCAUUGUCUGCUCACGUGAGAGGACCAUCCCCCUCCAUCUGUAGUGGUAAACAAAGGCCUGGUGCUUAAUGAAAAAUCAGUGAAGAAUCUGACCAAACUACAGCUGUCAGCCAGCGAGCCGGGCGAGCUCAUCUACCGCGUCACCAAACAGACGAGCCUGGGACACCUCGAGCAUGCUGCCAGUCCAGGUAGACCAGACCUAUAUGUCAGUGUUUUUAGAAAGGACGCAAAAGUAAAGAUGAAAGCCAAACUAAACCAAACCAAACUUUUCCCACCGCUUGGUGAGUAGUUGGCAUCCUACAUGCAAACUGCAGAUGACUAUGGCAAUCUGAUUGCAACCAAAGCAAUCACAUUUAUGUUUUUGGUGCAGCAGACCCUGAUUUCACCUGUCAGCCACCACCAACCAGUGGCUUUAGCCCCAAAGUUGCCAGGGGUGUGCAGCGCUGUGGUCCAUUGAUUACCUCUCCGGUUUGAGCCUGUCCAAAGACAUGCUUGUCAACUGGUGAUUCUAAAGUGCCUGUUGGUGUGAUGGAAGUAUUUUAAAAAGUGACGACAGGGUUUGAGAGCUGCGCCGAGGAAGCCUUCAUGCAUCAAAUACCAAGAGAGUCGGGGGAACACCGGGUAAGAGGACAAUAAAACUAAAACAGGGAGCUAAGAACUUAAUCACAAAAACUCGACUUCACUACAGUAACAAAAGAAAUCAUGAAUGUUUUCAAUGUUUUUGUCACUUUUUACGGAAUCAAACUCAAAGUAAUGUCAGUACUUUCAAGCUUUAAACCCUGCAUGGUCGUACUCUCUCCUAUCAGCUCAGAUAUUAACCUGCAUAGCAUUCAUCCCAUGUUUAAACAAAAUGUGGCAUUUUCUGC
Molecule: messenger RNA, 3295 nt
Organism: Pelmatolapia mariae (spotted tilapia)
Lineage: Eukaryota; Metazoa; Chordata; Actinopteri; Cichliformes; Cichlidae
Gene: spice1
Product: spindle and centriole associated protein 1
Exons: 19
Coding region: 135-2498 (787 amino acids)
Biological process (GO): metaphase chromosome alignment; mitotic spindle assembly; regulation of centriole replication
Cellular component (GO): spindle; centriole; centrosome
Source: RefSeq, a predicted model, not a curated record